Molecule: messenger RNA, 327 nt
Organism: Lindgomyces ingoldianus
Lineage: Eukaryota; Fungi; Ascomycota; Dothideomycetes; Pleosporales; Lindgomycetaceae
Exons: 5
Coding region: 1-327 (108 amino acids)
Source: RefSeq, a predicted model, not a curated record
AUGAUAGACUCUGAAGGUGUGACGUAUCCGAACCAGCUGUGUAUCUGCGAUGUGACUGAAGAUGGUAUUAUGAAAGGGGAGGUGGCGAUAGAGGUUGGUCAAGAUCAGGGUAGAGACUCUCGUAAGGAAGAGGAGAACAACGACUCCCGAACCCCGGGCUCUACGAUUGCCGCUGGAAAGGAGGAGAAGGAAAAGGUAAAAGGCGAAAAGCGUCAAGCACAAAAGAAAGUCAGACUUAGAAGUAGAUCAAUACGAAUAGAAGACUACCAAAGCCAGGAAGAAGAGCAGAGAGAAAGGGGAAGGGUGGAUAGAGACCCUCCGGAGUAA